Molecule: messenger RNA, 4391 nt
Organism: Rhinopithecus roxellana (golden snub-nosed monkey)
Lineage: Eukaryota; Metazoa; Chordata; Mammalia; Primates; Cercopithecidae
Product: zinc finger protein 468
Exons: 4
Coding region: 114-1682 (522 amino acids)
Biological process (GO): regulation of transcription by RNA polymerase II
Cellular component (GO): nucleus
Molecular function (GO): DNA-binding transcription factor activity, RNA polymerase II-specific; RNA polymerase II transcription regulatory region sequence-specific DNA binding
Source: RefSeq, a predicted model, not a curated record
CAGGAAGCGGAUCCCGUGGAGUGACGGUCACACCGCGGCGGAUUGACUUCUAAAGACUCUUGGUACAUGAGGAAGAAACCUGGAAGAGGAAGAGGAAAGCAAAGGAGUCAGGGAUGGCUCCUCCUCAGAGUCUGUUGACAUUCAGUGAUGUGGCCAUAGAAUUCUCUCAGGAGGAGUGGAAAUGCCUGGACCCUGUUCAGAGGACUCUGUACAGAGACGUGAUGCUGGAGAAUUACAGGAACCUGGUCUCCCUGGAUAUCUCUUCCAAAUGCAUGUUGAAGACGUCAUCAACAGGGAAAGACAAUACAGAAGUGAUCCACACAGGGACAUUGCAAAGACAAGCAAGUCAUCACACUGGAGAAUUUUGCCUCCAUGAGACUGAGAAAGACAUUCAUGACUUCGACUUUCAGUGGAAAGAAGAUGAAACAAAUGGCCAUGCAGCACCCAUGAUGGAAAUCGAAGAGUUGACUGGUAAUACAGACCGAUGUGAUCAAAGGCAUUCUGUAAACAAGGCUAUUAAAGAUCAGCUUGGAUCAAGCUUUCAUUCACAUCUGCCUGAACUGCACAUAUUUCAGUCUGAAGGGAAAAUUGGUAAUCAAGUUGAGAAAUCUAUCAACAAUGCUUCCUUGGUUUCAACAUCCCAAAUAAUUUCUGAUAGGCCCAAAACCCUUAUUUCUAGUAAGUAUGGAAAUAAUUCCCUCCAUUCUUCAUUACCCACACAAAAAUGGGAAAUACAUAUGAGAGAAAAAUCUUUCGAAUGUAUGGAGAGUUUCAAAUCCUUUAAUUGUAGCUCACUCUUAAAAAAACACCAGAUAAUUCACUUAGAAGAGAAACAAUGUCAAUGUGAUGUAUGUGGCAAGGUCUUUAAUCAGAAGCGAUACCUUGCAUGCCAUCGUAGGUGUCACACUGGUGAGAAACCUUACAAGUGUAAUGAGUGUGGCAAGACCUUUGGUCACAAUUCAUCCCUCUUCAUUCACAAAGCACUUCAUACUGGAGAGAAACCUUAUGAAUGUGAAGAAUGUGACAAAGUUUUCAGUCGCAAAUCACACCUUGAAAGACACAAAAGGAUUCAUACUGGAGAGAAACCAUACAAAUGUAAGGUUUGUGAUGAGGCUUUCGUGUAUAAUUCAUACCUGGCAAAGCAUACUAUACUUCACACUGGAGAGAAACCUUACACAUGUAAUGAAUGUGGCAAGGUUUUUAAUCGACUAUCAACCCUUGCACGCCAUCGUAGACUUCAUACUGGAGAGAAACCUUACAAAUGUGAAGAGUGUGACAAAGUUUUCAGUCGCAGAUCACACCUUGAAAGACAUAGGAGGAUUCAUAGUGGAGAGAAACCAUACAAAUGUGAAGAAUGUGACAAAGUUUUCAGUCGCAAAUCAAACCUGGAAAGACAUAGGAGGAUUCAUACUGGAGAGAAACCUUACAAAUGUAAGGUUUGUGGCAAGGCUUUCCAGAGGGAUUCACACCUGGCACAACAUCAGAGAGUUCACACUGGAGAGAAACCUUACAAGUGUAAUGAGUGUGGCAAGACCUUCCGUCAGACAUCAUCCCUUAUAAUCCAUCGUAGGCUUCAUACUGGAGAGAAACCUUACAAGUGUAAUGAGUGUGGCAAGACCUUCAGUCAGAUGUCAUCCCUUAUAUACCAUCAUAGACUUCAUAGUGCAAAGAAAUCUGAAUAGUGUAAUGAGUGUGGCAACACCUUCCAUCACCAUUCAAGCCUUGUAAAUCACAGGGCCAUUCAUACUGGAGAGAAACCUUACAAGCGUAAUGAAUGUUUCAAGGUUUUUAACCAAAAAGCAACCCUUGCACAUCAUCAUAGAUUUCAUACUAGAGAGAAACCUUACAAAUGGGAGGAAUGUGACAACGUGUUCAGUCAUAAAUCAAACCUUGAAACACAUAAGAAAAUUCACACUGAAGAGAAACCAUACAGAUAUAAAGUUUGUGACAAAGUUUUGCAUAUAAUUCAUACCUGGCAAAACAUACUAGAAUUCACACUGGAGAGAAACCUUAGAAGUGUAAUGAGUGUGGCAAGACCUUGGGUCAAAAUUCACACCUUGUAAUUCAAAAGGUCAAAAUUCACACCUUGUAAUUCACACUGGAGAGAAACCUUCUAAGUGUAAUGAAUGUGUCAUGGUUUUUAAUCAAUAAUCACACCUUGCAAGUCAUCACAGACUUCAUAUUGCAGAGGAAUCUUACAAACGUGAACAAUGUGACAAAGUUCAGUUGCAAAUCCAGCUUCAAAUACGUAGGAGAAUUUAUACUGGAGAAAAAACAUACAAAUAUAAGGUUUGUGACAAGGCUUUCGGGAAUGAUUCACACCUGACAAACAAUACUAGAAUUCACUCUGGAGAGAAACUUUACAAGUGCAAUGUGAGUGUGGCAAAGCCUUUAGUGGGCAGUCAACACUUACCAUCAAGCAAUCCAUGAGACAGGGAAACUUGACUAAUGUAACGAUUGUCACAAAGUUUUCAGUAAUGCUAUAAUCAUUGCAAGUCAUUGGAGAAUCCACAACGAAGAGAGAUCUUACAAGUGUAAUAAAUGUGGCAGAUUUUUCAGACAUCAUUCGUGCUUUGCAUUUCAUUGGUGAACUCAUGCUGGAGUGAAACCUUACAAAUGUCAUGAUUGUGGCAGGGUCUUCAGUUUUAUCCUACGCAAAACAGGAGAAUUCAUACAGGAGAGAAAGCUCACAAGUGUGAUGAGUGUGGCAAAGCCUUUACUUCAUGUUCACACCUCAUUAGGCAUCAGAGAAUCCAUACUGGACAGAAAUCUUACAAAUGUCGUCAGUGUGGCAAGGUCUUCAGUCUGAGGUCACUCCUUGCAGAACAUCAGACAAUUCCUUUGGGAGACAGUUGUUUCAAAUGCAAUGAGUACAGCAAAUCAUCAAACAUUAAUUGACAUUAGGGUCAAAUCAGCCUUGACCUGAGUUUGACUUAACAUUGAGUUCAAGCAUUAAUUGCUAUUAAACCGUUUAUGUUAAGAGGAUUGUGCUGGGGGCCAUGGCCCAUGCUUGUAAUCCCAGCACUUUGAGAGGCAAAGACAGGUAGGUCACUCAAGGUCAGGAGUUUGAGAACACCCUGGCCAACAGACGGGAGCCACUUUUUCCAGCCUGUAUUUUGUUUUUCUUUCUUUCUUUCUUUCUUUCUUUUUUUUUGAGAUGGAGUCUUGCUCUGUCGCCCAUGUUAGAGUUUAGUGGCAUGAUCUCCGCUCACUGCAACCCCCUCCUCCUAGGUUCAAGCGAUUUUCCUGCCUCAGUCUCCCUAGUAGCUGGCACUACAGUUGUGUGCCACCAUACCUGGGUAAUUUUUUCUAUUUUUAGUAGAGACUGGGUUUCACCAUGUUAGCCAGAAUGGUCUCCAUAUUCUGACUUUAUGAUCCACCUGACUCCACCUCCCAAAGUGCUGAGAUUACAGGCGUGAGCCACCGUGCCUGGCCUGUUUUUUGUUUCUUUAACAAAAAGUUAUAGGGAUUUCUAUGAGUAUUGUACUGAAUCUAAAUCACAUUCAGUUAUAAAAUCAUUGAGCAAUAUUAAUUUUUCCAAUCAGUAUGGGGUUUAUAUCUAUUUAUACAUGUUUUUAAUCAUUUUGAUCAAUGUUUGUAGAUUUCAAGGUACAAACCUCGCCUUUUAAUGCUUAUUUCUAAAUGUUUCUUAGUUUAAGUUCUUUUGCAAAUGGAAGUGAUUUCUGAUUUUCUUUUAAAAUUAUUUAUUGUUAAUGUAUGGAAAUUCAACUAAUUUUUGGUGCUGCUGUUCUAUUCUGCAAAUACACUGAAUGUGUUUAUUAGUUCCAGUUGCAUUUUGGUUGACUCUUCGUGAUUUUCUUCACAGAAUGUCAUGUCAUCAACAAACAAAUAAAAUUUGACUUUUUCUUUCUGAUUUGGAUGAGUUUGAUUUCUUUUGCUAUUUCAUUGCUCUGGCUAGGACAGCCAGUAUUGAUUGAAUAGAAGGGGUGAGAGUAUUCUUGCAUCAUGUGAGAUCCUACAGGAAAAGCAUUACAUGUUCCCUGAUUGGUUAUUUCUGCAUUGGUCAUUUCACGGAAGGUCUUUCUAUUGUUGAGGUAAAUUUCCUUAUGUAUCUAUUUUGUUUAGGAUUUCCAUGAUGACUGGAUGUUGAAUUUUGUGAAACGCUUUUUCUCCGUCUACUGAGAUGAUGUGAUUUUCAUCUUUCGUUCUGUUCAAGUGGUAUAUCUCAUUGAUUUGCUUGAAUAUGUUGAACCAUCCUUGCAUCCCAGAAAUAAGUGGUACUUGCUUAUCUACAAUCCUUUUUAUAUCCUCUUGAAUACAGUUUGCUAGUACAAGGGGUCUUCAGGAAGUUCAUGGAAAAAUACAUAUUAUGAGAAAAUUGUGCGUGAUGUCGCAUUUUCUGCACCGAAAUAAACUGGUACAAAUCUGUU